Candoia aspera is the source of this 6155-nucleotide messenger RNA. It is a transcript of the gene RLF, whose product is annotated as RLF zinc finger. Gene Ontology annotation, cellular component: nucleus. The coding region runs from base 7 to 5721 and encodes 1904 amino acids. The record is from RefSeq and is a predicted model, not a curated record. Lineage: Eukaryota; Metazoa; Chordata; Lepidosauria; Squamata; Candoiidae. Gene Ontology annotation, biological process: regulation of transcription by RNA polymerase II. Gene Ontology annotation, molecular function: DNA-binding transcription factor activity, RNA polymerase II-specific; DNA binding. The transcript has 8 exons.
GUGCAGAUGGCGGACGCCGAGGCUGACGCGGCCCUGCCGCCGGAGAUGCAGCGGCUGGCCGCUGGCCUCCGCUCCCGGCUGUGGCAGUUGCAGGCGGAGCUGCGCGAGCAGGGGGCGGCGGCUGCGGCCUCUUCCAGCGCCUAUUGCCGGGGCUUCUGUCAGACCCUGCUACAAUAUGCUGGCAAUCAGGGUGCUUCGGAGCAAGUUUUGCCUUUUUUGGAAGUGUAUCGAGUCGCCAUUCAGAGCUUUGCCAGUGCCCGACCUUACUUGACUACAGAAUGUGAAGAAGUUCUUCUGGUACUUGGCAGGCUAGUAUUGAGCUGUUUUGAACAACUGCUGUCUGUGCCUGAAAGUGAAGAGCUGUCUGAACCAUUUUUAAGAUUGUGUCAGUCCAUACAGGACUCCUAUAAUGCUUUACUUGAGUUUGGAGAUAAUAGCCUUGAAAUCCUAGCUGAUAUCUCGAAGGAAGGUGUAUGGAAGAAUCCAGUUCUUUUAAAGAUUAUUUCACAGCAGCCAGUAGAAGCAGAAGAAGUGAAUCAACUGAUUAAACGUGAAGGGCUGACAUUUCUGCAAAUGAGAAUAAAACAUUUGAUGAAGACAAACCGUCUUCCUCAAGCCGCUUCCUUGUCCAAAUUGUGUAAAGAGUCUACAGAAAUUCCAGAUGUCUCUCCUUUUCUUCAGGCCUACAUAACAUGCUUGUGCUCCAUGCUUCCAAAUGAAGAGUCCAUCAAAGAGAUUUCAAAAGUGGACUGCAAAGAGGUCCUAGAUAUGAUAUGCAAUUUGGAAGCUGAGGGCCAAGACAGCACUGCUUUUAUUCUUUGUACGACGUAUUUCACUCAGCAGCUUCAAACAGCAAGUGUAUACUGUUCUUGGGAACUAACUCUGUUUUGGAGCAAAUUACAAAGAAGAAUCGACCCAUCUUUAGAUUCCUUUCUGGAGCGAUGUCGGCAAUUUGGUAUCAUCGCUAGAACAUUGCAACACUUGUUCUUCCUCAUAAGAGUCAUACAAGCUGAAGCAGAAGAAGCUGGCCUUGCUGUAUCUGUCUUGCUCUGUGUGAGAGCUCUGCAGCUCAGGUCCAACGGAAACGAUGACAUGAAGAGUUCUGUUUGCAAAACAAUUGCGUGCCUUCUGCCAGAAGACCUUGAGGUCAGAAGGGCAUGCCAGCUCACAGAAUACUUACUGGAGCCAAGUGAAGAGGGGUACAGUCUACUAGAAGAACUAUAUCUGCAGCCAGAUCAGAAAUUUGAUGAAGAAAAUGCACCAGUUCCAAACUCACUCCGUUGUGAGCUUCUGUUAGCUUUGAAGGCUUACUGGCCCUUUGACCCAGAAUUUUGGGACUGGAAAACUUUAAAGCGGCAUUGUCUCAAAUUGCUGGGGAAAGAAGUUUCCGAGUCAGAGGAUGACCUUAGUUGUAAUGAGAUGUCAUUCAACGAAACUGAGCUGCUAGAUAGUCUCCCAAGUGACUGUGAAGAAAGCCGGGAAGAGAAUAAUUUUGAAAGUCAUGAUUUCAAUCAGCCCAAAGAGAGAGUGAGAGUGAAAAAGCCAAUUGGCUCCUCAGAGAGAUACCAGAGAUGGCUCCAGUACAAGUUCUUCUGUGUCAUUUGCAAACGGGAGUGUAUUGAGGCUCGCAUACUUCACCAUUCGAAGAUGCAUAUGGAGGAUGGCAUUUUUACAUGCCCAGUGUGUACCAAAAAGUUUAAGAGGAAGGAUGUCUUUGUGACCCACGUCAUGGAGCACGUGAAAAUGCCACCCAGCCGAAAAUACCGUGCAGAGAAGAAGAUGCUGUUGAAGAAAGAGAGACUGGCCAAGAACAACCUGUCCAGAACGGCUUCGGCAGCCCUUGAAGAAAAUCGCCCCCUGAAAAUAAUCUCCUGUGAAAAGCCCCGAAGUGACACGCAGGACUAUGUAACAUUUAGCAAGCUGGAAAGCUGCCAUCUGCAAGACAGAGACCUGUACCCCUGCCCUGGCACAGAUUGCUCCAGGGUAUUCAAGCAGUUUAAGUACUUAAGUGUCCACCUGAAAGCCGAACACCAUAACAAUGAUGAAAAUGCGAUGCACUACUUGGACAUGAAAAACAGGCGUGAGAAGUGCUCCUACUGCAGGCGGCAUUUCAUGUCUGCCUUUCACUUGCAGGAGCACGAGCAAGUCCAUAGCGGCCCUCGGCCUUACAUGUGUGUCUCUGUGGGUUGCUACGCUCGAUUUGGUUCGGUGAACGAGCUGCUGCAUCACAAGCAGCAGCACGAUGACCUGCGUUACAAGUGUGAGCUGAACGGCUGCAACAUUGUUUUCAGUGACUUGGGGCAGCUCUACCAUCACGAAGCCCAGCAUUUUCGGGACGCUUCCUAUACGUGUAAUUUCCAUGGCUGUAAGAAGUUCUACUAUUCAAAAACUGAGUUGACCAAUCAUCUCUUGGUGCAUAUUUCAAAUGGUGAAAUGAAGGAGGUGCCGGUAAAGCAAGAAGGUAAUGUUUCUCAGGACAGUCUUGCCUGCCUUUCAGAUUUUGCUGUGUUUGAACACAGAGAGUCUUCUAAUCGGCAUGGAGAUCUUAGUUUGCCUUCUGGAUCUACCAAGGGGGAGGGAAUACUGGAAGUGAAACAGGAGCCUCUUUCUGAUGGAGAAGUGGGUGACAAAAAUAAUGGCAGUUUGGAAAGUAAUACUGCAUCCCUGGCCAGUGAAAAACAGGUGACCUCAGUAGCUGACACUGUGGAUCGAGGCCAGGCCGUUUCAGGGGCUGCGCUACCUCACGAGAAAGCCUUCCUCCCUUCCAAUUUAAAAGAGCGCUACUCAAACGUGGCCGUCUGUUUCGGUGGGAAAAUACUUACCUGUGGUUUUGAAGGCUGUGGGUCAACAUACAAAAAUUCAAAGGGCAUGCAAAAACAUCUACGAAGGGCCCACCCGUACCAUUUCAAACCGAGAAGGAAAGCUAAAGGCGUCGGUCAGGUUAGUGAAAGUCAGCACGCGGCCACCAUAGAAGAGAUUAGCUCAGAGCUCCGACAUACAGAUUCUCCGGACAUUGCAGAUUUUAUUGCUGUCUCUAAAAGCAAAAACUAUUUAAAGGAAGAGCUGUGCCCUUCUUCCCCAGAAAGCUCGUACUUUGUACAUUCAAAAAUGUCAAAUGCUGAAGACAACAUGUUGGAACUUCUCUUGGGCUUGAAGCACUUAAGUUUAAAGAAUUCUAGUGGUCAUAAUUCUUCCAGAUUAUUGCAGUCCUAUUCAUCCAAGUGCCCUGACUCUGAAGACGAAUCUACCUCUGACCAUUUUCCUGAAGAACACAGAGGCAAGCUCCCAACCCAAUAUCUUACCCAGUUGGCUGCCAAGCCGUUUUUCUGUGAGCGUCAAGGCUGCACGUGUGAAUUUGUGACCAGAGAGGCGUUGUUGACGCAUUACGUUAGAAAACAUAAUUAUUCAAAAGAGAUGGUGCUUCAGCUGAACAUGUUCCAACAUCGGUAUUCCCCUUUUAAAUGUCAUAUUUGCCAAAGAUCCUUUACAAGAAAAACACAUCUUAGGGUCCAUUAUAGAAACAAGCAUAAGCUUGGCAGUGUGACAGCCACCCAGAAACUGUUUGCAAAUGAAAGCUUUGAGGAUAUGAACGAAUGCUCUGAGGACAUGCUGAACAGCACAGUGGAUUCGAUGGCUGCUUUCUAUGCCAGCACAGACACAGAACUUGACGACAAAGUGAAACUCGGUGCGGAGCAGCAUCGUCAUUCCAAGAAGGAAGACUCCAGUUCUGAAACCGAUCUGGAAUCAGGUGAAGACGCAGAAAGCUGCGUCCCUGGAAAGCAAGCUAAGUUAUCGCCUCUGGACAGCCAUAGAAAAGAAUUAGAAGCAAACGAAGGGAGGGGAAGUAAAAGAACAGUUACCAAAGGAAAUUUAUGUUACAUUUUGCAUAAGUACCACAAGCCAUUCCACUGCAUCCACAAGAACUGCAAUUCCGCAUUUACUAACCAGAAAGGGUUGAUUCGCCACUACAGAACUGUGCACCAGUAUAACAAAGAGCAGCUCUGCCUUGAAAAAGACAAAGCAAGAACCAAGAGGGAACUUGCCAAAUGUAAAAAACUGUUUGUCUGUAAACACAAGGCCUGCAGCAAGCGUUUCCUGUGCUCUAAAUCGCUCGCUAAGCAUUGCAGCGAUUCCCAUGUGCUCGAUCAUGAAGAUGAUUCAAAAGUGCUUUCUGAAACAGUGAGAUUUCCUUGUCAUCACCCGCACUGUCCGGCUGCAUUUUAUUCUUUCCCCAAGUUAAAGCACCACCUGACGGAGGAGCACGAAAAGGAGGAGGACCUGAACAAAGGGAUUGAAAUCCAUUGUGAUCUGAAUGGUUGUAACAGAGUUUUCACAACGUACAGCAGCUAUUCCCAACACGUGUAUUUUCGACACAGUGAUUAUGACGGUGUCUUGAGAGGAGCCAAAGAAAGGGGGAACCAUCUUAAAGAUGAAGAGGAGCAAAGGUGCUUAAAAGAUCGGUGUCUCAGGCAAGAUGGAAGUGAGAAGAAGAGGCAGAACAGUGAAAAAGUUGAAAAGAGCAGCAGCAGAAAUAAAGGGAAGCAAUUAUAUUCCUUCAGAACCAAGGCGGAAGCCCUACAGAUGUGCAGAGACAAUUGCAACCAGACCCAGUAUCCCUGCAUGGUUCAGGGAUGUCCCUCUGUCGUAAAACUGGAAAGCAGCAUUGUGAGACACUAUAAGCGCACCCAUCAGAUGGCUGGUGCUUAUAUUGAGCAGCAGUAUGAUGAGCUUGUUCUGUGUGUCGAAUGUGGCACUGCAGUGAAUGACCUCUGCAUGGAAGCAAGCCCUGGUUCGGACCCAGAGGCUAACUCUGACUUUAAACAGGAUGUUACGGGGCACCCUGCAUGUGAUCACAAAAAGGAGAGGCAUCUUCCUAACUCCAAUUGUGAUGGCAGUGAGAAAGGCAGCAAACACGAUCGGUAUUCUGAAGGGGACGAAUCCCAGGAAGCUGGUGUCCUUGUGUAUUCAGGCACUUUAAAACAUAUCCAUAAUCCCAAAACCAGAUGUUCAGAAGAUUGUAAUCUAGUGGGGUCAUCUCAGCAGUCUAAGGGAGAGGCAGGGGAUAUGCUGGGAAGUCAGGGACAAGAGAAUGCCUCUUACCAUGCGAGAUCAGAUGUGCCGUUACCUAGGGAGAAAGAUGCUAGUGACUGGCAGUCCUCCUCGCAGCAGACAAUAAAAAAGCUUCCCUUCCCUACUCCAAAAGAGAAAGUUCAAAGGCCAUCAACGGCCAAGCCCUUUGAUCUAAAGUCUUUCAAGCCAAUGGGGUUUGAAUCUUCAUUUUUGAAGUUCAUUCAGGAAAGCCAGGAGCGAGAAGAAGACGACGAUGACCUCCUUGAGAAUGAGUGGGAGCCAGCUGAACCUUAUGGAAUGGGUGGUGUGAUAGAGAAGGCUAAAGACUCCAGACGGGAUGUGCUGCAGGGCCGGGGCAUGUAUGAAAAUGUCCCCCCUGCAGCCAUGUCCAAGAAGAACAGUGGCGCCAAAGCUCAUGGGCAGCUGAGAGGAAUGCAGCCCCUCUUAUCCACGGACUCUUCUUCCCUCCCUUCUCUGGAGAACCUGAGGGCCAUUUUGGACAAGGCAUUAACAGACUGUGGGGACCACGCCUUAAAACAACUUCAUUAUUUGCGACCAGUCGUCGUUCUCGAAAGAUCUAAAUUUUCCCCCUCCCUCAUAGACUUUUUUCCAACAAAAAAAACAGAUCACCUUUGUGUGGGAAGUUCAUAAAUUGUUGUGUUUAUUUAAAAAAAGAAAGAAAAAAGAAACAGAGAAGAGACUGCCUCCACUACUGGGGAAAUGCAAAAUUUGGUUCAGUGCACAUGUUGUUGAGGUUAGAUUAGACUGUUCAGUUCCAUGAAUGUAUGACAUCUGUCUACAGUAUUGGCUUAUAUAGCUCCCCUACUAAAUUAAGAGAGAGAACUGAUAUUUUGGUGCUAAUUAACAGAAUAUCGGGGGGGGGGCUUCCUCUCACAGAGUAAAUGUGCAUGAUUGUAUAUGGAACAAGUACUUAGGGUACCAAGGUUGGGUGGGAGAGGGUGGGGAGAUGGUGAUCUUACUUGACUUGAAUGUGCACCUCAGGGUGCUUUGUGUAACAUAUUGUACACUACAGCAUCUUAUAUUUUUUGAGUUAUGAGUUUCAAUAAAAGGAAUUUUUUCACCCA